Messenger RNA from Mizuhopecten yessoensis (Yesso scallop), 1308 nucleotides. Its product is annotated as putative tRNA (cytidine(32)/guanosine(34)-2'-O)-methyltransferase. Bases 172 to 1269 code for a protein of 365 amino acids. Lineage: Eukaryota; Metazoa; Mollusca; Bivalvia; Pectinida; Pectinidae. Gene Ontology annotation, biological process: cytoplasmic translation; tRNA methylation. Gene Ontology annotation, molecular function: tRNA methyltransferase activity. Gene Ontology annotation, cellular component: cytoplasm. The transcript has 11 exons. The record is from RefSeq and is a predicted model, not a curated record.
GUAAAAUUGGAAAAAUUAUGCAUGUGUUGCAGUACCUGUUGCAGUCGGACUUGUGUUAUUGAAUCAGAAAGAUUUGUUCAAUACAGAGAUUUUGAUUGUUUGAUUGCACAUUGGUGUACCGUAUACUGGAUCUGAAGUGGAACUGACGAGGUGGGGAUUAAGACCUAAGGUAUGGGGAAGUCCAGUAAAGACAAGCGAGAUGUCUACUACAGACUGGCUAAGGAGGAGGGCUGGAGAGCUCGCAGUGCAUUCAAACUACUACAGAUCAAUCAAGACUUUAACCUUUUCCAAGGUGUAAAAAAAGUGGUAGAUUUGUGUGCGGCACCAGGAAGUUGGAGUCAAGUGUUGUCAAGGAAACUCAGAGGUGAGGAUGGGAAAGGUGAGGAUGUCAAAAUAGUAGCUGUAGAUCUGCAGGCCAUGGCACCAAUCCCAGGAGUGAUACAACUACAGGGGGACAUUACAAAGAAAUCAACAGCCCAGGAAAUCAUUGGCCAUUUUGAAGGAGAACAAGCUGAUCUUGUAGUGUGUGACGGAGCACCAGAUGUGACUGGACUUCACGACAUUGAUGAGUACAUUCAAGCACAACUGUUAUUAGCUGCUCUGAACAUCACAACCCAUGUCCUGAAGAAAGGUGGAACAUUUGUUGCCAAGAUAUUUCGAGGCAAAGAUGUGACAUUGCUGUAUUCACAACUGAAAAUAUUUUUUCCACUGGUGUCCAUUUUUAAGCCAAGGAGUAGCCGGAAUUCCAGUAUAGAGGCUUUCGUUGUCUGCCAGGGCUAUGCCCCACCUGAUGGCUACCAGCCUAACAUGUCUAACCCACUUCUUGAUCAUCGCUAUGAUGUAGAUUUUAACAACCUAGAAGGCCCUAAUAGAGUCAUAGUUCCCUUCUUGGCCUGCGGAGACCUCAGUGGAUUUGACUCCGACAGAACCUACCCACUCCAGCUAGAGGAAGGGAAGGAGUACACAUACCACCCCCCUACUCAGUCUCCCAUCAGUCCACCCUACAAAGAAGCCUGCCACCUCAGGAGAACUGACCAACUCGCCAAACAGGAAGUUCAGACAUCUUGUCCUGCUGCCGUGACAACAGUAAAUGCUGACAGCUCAGAAGUUCAGACUGUUGCAGGUGCUUGUGGUGGAGAACAAAGUUUUUCUCAUAAAAGUGAUAAUGACAGUAUUGAUAAGAAAACAUCUCUUGAUGAGGACACACACCAAGGCUCGGACACUUUAUCUGUGCAAUCAAAAUUGAGCGACAUGACGCUGAAUACUUAAUAUAUCUUGUAUAAUAAAUCAAUAAAAGCGUAAAACAGA